This is a messenger RNA of Pocillopora meandrina, 15890 nucleotides long. The record is from the annotation of a GenBank genome assembly. Lineage: Eukaryota; Metazoa; Cnidaria; Anthozoa; Scleractinia; Pocilloporidae.
UCGGCAUCGUGGACCAUUUUGAAGUACGUUACACAUACCUCAGCCAUUUGUUGAUGCCAUGCUGGAUAGCAGCUCUUGUAAGUACACGUGCCCAGAACAUCGAACUACGGGUGUUUUAUUGCCUACGCUCAUGCUUUUGACACGGUUUAAAUACGAGAAAUUCGAAGCUCAUUGCGAAGAUGUAAAACUCCUUUUUGCUGGUGCUUCUCUUCGUUUCAAUAAUCCGACCACUGAGACUAAAUUUCACACAACCCUCACAGUUACCUUUCAUUGGGGAAUGCAGGUUGAUAAUGGCGCUCAAUAUUUAGCUUAAGAGCUAGCGAUAAGUGCUACAAGGUAUGGUGUUCAUAAACCGAAUACAAAUAUUAUUACGGCGGCGAAAAUUAGAUAGGAAAGCGCAAUCCGUUAUUCUAGGAAAAAUAAAAGUUGAGACUACAGAAGUAAGAUAGAAUUGUUUAUAUUGCCGUAGAGAAAUUAAUUUUAUAAGCGGAUAGGUCGUGAUACCGUACAAAAUUAGUUGACUGUUCCGAGAAUUGCACUGCAAAUGGGCCAAUUUUUCGUAUUUCUGUUUAGAAGGCCAAUUUUUUUUUUAAGAAUGGGACUUGUACUAAACGAUGAAAACCUUUGCUAAACGUACAGAACACCUUUCUACUUGUUUUCAAACGCCUUAUGAUCGACUUCCGCUCUUGUCGACUCAUUUGGACUUUGACCUGAUAUCGUCUGACUACAUAAAGCACGACAUUAGUCUUAAACAAGAUAUUUAAUUCAUUCGCACCAAGACGUUAUAUUGAGAUGAGUUCAGUAUCAGCUCUCAAACGAUUCCGAGUGCAAUUAGGAACACAGUAAAUAAGCAAGAGUAGCUAAACAUGCAGAGUUACCUUUUGUACACUGAAUUAUCUCUCUCUGAUUUUGUGUUACCUGAAAACUGCAUUUUUCAGAGUCGAUAACUGAUUUUUGUCUGUAUUGUAUUUAAUAUGAAAUAUAAUGAAAAAAAUCAUAGAAUACAUGAACUAUUGGGGGAAGGGAAAUUAAUUAUUUUUUCACAACAAGUGCACGCCGUUUGAAAUCAAGUCGUCAUACCGCCGUAUCGCACGGCAAAGCUUAUUAUAUUAUAAACACUGCGCAGAGUCGAAGUUAUCGGUUAUUAUGCCCGAUAGGAGAGCGGCAUUCAGAUCAGUUUAGGUUGGGCUGUGUUGGCACAAUCCAAGAGGACGCUGCACUGUAUUUAUGAUGUGUCGAAUCCCAUGCAUAAUUUAUUGCAAUGUUUUUCGAUACAACGCUUAUGAUUUCCUUAGAACUGAGUAGUGAGAACAGCCGUGGGGAAGUUUUUUUAUCCAAGUAUAAACCUAACUAAUAACAGUAUUAGUAUAGGUAAUCAAAUGAUUUCAAGUGCAAUUUAGAAUAAAAAAGCACGAGUAAAUUAAAUUUUUUCAAAGACUAACAAAAUUGUAAUCAUUUUGUGGUGCAAUUUGUGGUCUUUGAAAAAUUGUGCUUAUUUAUUCCAAAUUUUCACGAGAAAAAUCAUGUGUUACGUAUUAAUAAUAGCGAAGCUCGAAGAGUGUAGCCCCAUAAUUAUACAAAAUAGUAGUAACCCAUCAAGCCGAAAAAAUUUGGAUGUACGACCGUACGACCGUACAAGGUGCUACUUUUAACAUGCGUGGUCAACUGUACCGCGGGCACGCCAACACCACGGCUUUGUUCAGUAGUCCAGUGGUCAGUGCACUGGGUUCCGAGUCGAACGACCUGGGUUCUAGACCUGGUCGGGGCAAGGCGUUGUGCCCUUGAGACGUGCGGGAAAAAAAUGCGAGCUCCGCUUUUAGGCUUGGCUAAAUCUUUAUAUUAUACAUGAAAAAAUACGAGAUAGCUUAUCAUAAUUAUGCAGAAGCAAAGCGCACGCAUUAAGUGCAAAAAUGAUUUAUUCAAACCCUGCAAGUGACAUUAUGCGUUCGGUCGAAACAACCGCGUACGAUCAAAACAAUAAUAUACUAUGAUAUUUAACAUCUUUCAGGCACAAAAAAGUUCAAAGUCUGACUUAACAGUUCAAGGAAUUGUUCAGUCUGGUUUGUUACUUCUUUACACUGAAUUGACACUCUUCUGCAACGAAUUACCUGAAAACUGCAUUUAUCUUAACCAAUCAGAACUGAGUAAUUUUUUCAUGUAUCUUAUUAUGAAUGUAAAUAUAUAUAUACCAAUACUAAUUCUACUUAAUACAAUGUUGUAUUUCUACCUAUACUCUCAGUAUUCUCAGAUUGUAAGAAGGUCGUUUCUUUCGAUGAAAAUUGGAUCGUAAAUAUUAUUGAGUAUAACUGUGUAACGUUACAUAUGUCAAAAUAGAUUUACUGAUCAUGCUUUGAUGAUUCAUGUUUCUCCAUUCGAUACCAUUUCACUUCAUUUCAGGAGGCCUGAUAUAGAUGAUGAAAAACACGGCAACAAUAUUCUCUCGGGUUUUGAAACUCGUCUGUAACUGUACAAACAAGCUUGUAACGGUUUUAUACUGAUAAAGUUCUUUUUUUUUCAGCAUUUUGCUUGAUUUCCAAAACCUAACUUUUGCUUCUUACUUGGAUAGGUAUUGCCAUCGGGCAUCAUGGGAUUGAUUCUGGCAGUCAGGGUCAGACGCUCCCCGAUUCUGGUGAGAAUGAUUACAAACGCAUAUGUUAUUAGAUUAUAAUAAUAAUCAUCUUUAUUGAGGAAACUUUUUCAUAAAAGAUAUGGUUUUCAAAAAGGACCUCAAAACUAGAUAUAUAUAGUAAAAACAAAGCUAUAAAAUUGCAAAGGGAUUAAAAAGAUACAAAAAAUGCACAAAAAUUAAAAAUAAGUAUAAGUAAAAAUUAAACGUAAGUAGCUAUAUUAAAAACUUAAAAACAUUACGUUUAAAACUAUUUACAUUCCUUGAGUCUUUGAUCGUCUGACUGAGGGAGUUAAAAUCGGAAACGGCAUGAUAUUGUGUUCUUUGCUUCCCCCAAUUUCUUUUGACACGUGGUAAUCUAAAAUUGCCUUUGUUACGUGUAUUAUGCCUAUGAAGUACGUCUUGUCUAAUCAAGUCUAUAUCGUGAUUAAUUAAACCAUUGAUGCAUUUGUAUAGUGUACACACCUUCUUUGAAAUCGCCUUUUCUCUAGAUGCAGCCACUUGAGAACGGCUAAUGCCUCAGUGGAGAAUGAGUACAAUGGUCUAUUUAAAAUAACUUUAGCGGCCUUAUUUUGCAAAACUUGCAAGCUAGACAUAAGGGUAAUAAUAUGUUUAUCGCCCCACACAAGAUCAGCAUAUUCAAAAAGGGGCAUAACAAGACUUUUAUAGAAAAGUAGACGCGCCCUGAAAGGCAAUAAAUGCUUUAUACGCUUGAGAAGCCCAAGCCACUGAUUGAUUUUCCCAGUUAGGUGUUCAAUAUGAUCAGUCCAUGUGAAAUCCGAAGAUAUAUGUAUACCGAGGUAUUUAAAGCUGCGAACAUUACUUAUACUAUGAUCUAAAAUUGAGACAGUCAAAUCUACUUUGCUUUCGCGUUUCCUAUUGCUACCGAUAAGCAUGCAUUUAGUUUUGUCCAAAUUUAAAGUCAGUUUGUGAUCAUGAAGCCAUUUCGCCACACCCAGUAGAUCGUUAUUUAACUUAUCACUCAACUCAUUUGAGGAUGUACCAUAGCAAUAAAUCACAGUGUCGUCUGCAUAAAGUGACGCGUAGCAGGAGUUAAGCACAUUUGGCAAGUUAUUUAUGUAAAUUACAAACAACAGAGGCCCUAAAAUGCUACCCUGUGGCACCCCAUGCGUGACUGGAAGUUCCUCAGAUAACUCAUUUCCACAUGAGGUGCACUGUUGUCUACCAGUUAAGUAAGAACGGAACCAAUGAAGAGCUGUUUCAGAAAAGCCGAUCUCGGAUAGCUUGCAUAACAUUAUUUGAUGGUCUACCGUGUCAAAUGCCUCGGUUAGAUCGAUGAACACGGCCCCGCAAAGCUUUCCUUUUUCCAUGUUUAAGAGCACUUCAUCAGCAAAUGAGGUCAAAGCUGUUGUGGUUGAGAAACCCUUCCGGAAACCAAACUGCUUGUUGGACAAUAAAUUAUUGGUCAUCAAGUACUGAUACAACUUCAAGUGUACCGCUCUCUCCAAAAUCUUGCUUAGUGUAGGGAGGAUUGAGAUGGGGCAGUAGUUGGAAGCGUUAGUCCUGUCACCUGACUUAAACAAUGCCGUGAUUUUCGCGCAUUUCCACAAUUUGGGAAAAUGACUAGUGCGAAUUGAGAGAUUCAAACGUUUAACAACAGAUGGUGCAAUUGUAUGAGCUGUGAUUUUAAGAAGUCUUGCGCUAAUUUUGUCUAGACCAAUCGCUUUGUUUGCUUUCAAUGACAAAAGCUGCUCAAGCACAAAAGAUUGAUCCAAUUCAGUCAACUCGAACUGGAAAAGCGGGUGUUUUGAAAUGGAAUUUAAAUUUAAGACGGAAGUCUGUAUUCUACUUGCUAGAAUUCGGCCAAUGGAAGCAAAGAAGCUAUUCAUUGAAGAAGCAAUGGAUUGGGAUGUUAUAUGCUGAACACCAUCAGAGAUAAUACACUGAAUACUCUCUGAAGAUGAGUUCCGAUUGCAUGCUUCGUUCACUGCUUUCCACACCUUUUCUGAGUCACCCUUGGGUUCCUCGAUCAUGUCACAGUAAUAUUUAGACUUGGCAGUUCGUACUAAGCCAUUAUCUUUAUUCCUAAGCUUUGCAUACAUUGACCAAUGACGCGCCGAGUUCGAUUUUCGCGCCUUUCUAUGCGCCCAGUCACGUUCUUUUAUAGUAUCACUUAUUUGACUGUUCAUCCAUGGAAGAGGUGUUCCCUUGACACGCCUUCUUUUUACUGGUGCGUGUUGAUCAGCAGCCUCCGAAAACAUUUUAUUCCACGUAAACAAGGCAUCGUCGACGUUGUCCUCGUUUUCAACAAUAUGCCAGGGAAUAUUCCUAAGAUCAUCAUUAAAUAAAAUCGGAUUAAAAUUCUUAUAGGAGCGAUACUCGAGUAUUCUCGGUUUAGUCUUUGUUGUAAUACCAGCUUUGAGCGGUAGCCUUUGCCUUUAGCCUUUGUCGUAAUACCAGAUUAUUUAUGCGAAGAGAAAAAAACAUAGAUAGGAAAGUGAUCUUCGCAGUAGUGAACAUCACUUGAGCAGUAAAGAAAAUAAGGCCUGUUAAAAAGUCAGGCCUGUACGGGAUUUGAUCUUACUUAAUUCUACGUGACAUUUAAAACGGUUGUUCACCAACGUGAAAGUGAAGCACUCAAGGUUAAUUCCCGCCUUCGGAGGCCGAAAAAAUCGUUUUUUCUUUUAUUUUACUUAACUGGAUCCAAACAUUUAACCUAACGUUCCCAUAAUCUUUAAAAGCACCCGAGUUAUUUAGAAAAACGUAUUUGCGAAUGAAAGUUAUUAAAUAAGGAGGGUGUAAUAAUCUCGUACCAGGGUGAGUCCCCCGCGGGAAUUUUCGCGGCAACCGCUCAUCUUUGGGGCUCGUUUUUCAAGUUAUUUGCAUAUUUUGUUUGCAUCGCGCACUUCACAAAAUCCACGUGUGGGUGCUCUUUGUUUAUGGAAAAUUUUUUGCUUAUGGAGAAAUCAAAAGUGGAAGAAAGUCCGGUAUAUAAAAAGACAACCAACCGGGGCAAAAACAGAACCCAAAGAAGAGAGAAAGAGUACCAUUCUGUCGAGAAAAGAAAAAAAAUCCUUUGUGAAAGCGACUGGUACUGGCGGAGCUCCACGCUGGCGUCUAGUUCAAAUGUUCAAAAUGAGGUUUCCUUUUCUAUAUGCAAGAACUAGCGCUGAUACAAAAACAUUUACAAUCGCCUCGAAUCGUAAUUUUGAAAGCCGUCUGUCGAUUCUGUCUUGCUUCUCAGCACAUUUUCCGGUUUUCCAUUUGUGCCACGGGUUUUUCUUUUGCCUUCGGCAACUUUUCCAUUAUUGUGUUGCCCUCCUCAACGCUCCACUAAACGAUUGAGAUUAAAAAAAAAAAAAAAAAAAAAGUGUGUGCAAUGGGUUACUUUUCCCGGACAAUCUUGAUUCAUCGUAAUUGACGUCAAGGGGGUCCCGUCGUCCCAUUAGUUUGGGGUUUCAAGAGGCAAAAUAAUCUCCUGGCUUUCAAACCUUUAAGAGUAAAUGUCAAUAAAAAUCACAGAUUAUCGAAAAAGUCGCGGACACGGUCAAAAAUCGAUUUGGUUCAUUUUUUGCCUGUGGGUAGCCUUAUCUAGUAAACAAACGGAAAUGGGGUUAGAUUUUUUAAAUAUGCACUUUAACGGGAAUAAUUUGUUUUAACAUUUCCGGGGGUAAAUAGCUCAAAUUUCACCAAGCGCGAUCCUGAAAUUAUGCACUUUUCGGGCACUUGUCAUGCUAACAAAAAUGUAACGGAAAAAAAAAUGUAACGGAAGGACUUUUCUAGUCAUAGAAAUAUUGAGUUGGACUUGUAUUAUCGAGACAAAGUGAUAGUUUUUGUCUAAUGUUAUUCUUGGAGGAGCUACGUCUCUAUUAAGAGACGACAUCUUCGGCCUUUCGAAAUUAAGGCAAAGGUGGCCUAGAAUAGCUUGGCAAAAAUACAUGUGGUAGCGUCUCAAAGUUUACAAUAACACUACCAAGAAGCCUUGAAAGAUAGUUCUUUACGAUGUGGGUUUUAUUUCUUUGGGACCUUUGACUAUCAAAAGAUGACCAACAGCCGAAUUUCGGUUAAAUUACCAUGACGCCAUAAUGAGUGCAUAAUAACAAAAUUAAACGCGUCGGACACAAAUAACUGUUUUAGUCAGUUAUAUCUUCACUGGCCGUUAAAAUGACUAGAAACAUAUUAAAAUGUCUAUAACUACACUUGAUUUUUAUAUACGGAGACAGGUGAAACAAUUUUCGACUUUUGCUACCCUUUGAGAAUCACGCCAUAAUUCUGCAUAAUUCUACACACAACAGGUUAAACAGUUCAAUUGCACUCAAAAGGUUAAAUUUGGCACAAAGCCGUUAGUGUCCGUUUACUCCUCAUCCGGUGAACAUGGAUUCGAGCAUUUGCAUCCCUUCUGCGCCUUCUGCACUCGCCAGUUUCGAAUUUACUGAAAAUCGUCCAACACAAAGAUAAGGAGGUUUCACAAGCAGUGGUGAGCUCGAGUGACUAAAAUCCGAUAUGUAGGACUCUGCUGUCACGCAACGCCUUCAUGUAAAUAAUACACGCACCGCUUUUAUAAUCAGCAGAUCAGUUCUUCGUAAAACGUUCAGUGCUCAGUUACUUGGAAGAGCAGGUACACUCCUGGACUAAUUGUGUGAGUCGUGCGAUGAAUGGCUUUUUCCUCUUCUGAGGUGAAAUGUCAGAAAUAUCCAGCCCAAGGUCGAUGCACAUGUCUCUUAGCCUAUCCACUCUUAAAGUUGUGAGUGUACGUUUUUGUACAAGUUCGCAGAUGUUUAGAUCGAAAGAUACAAUCGAAUGUUGAAUAGCCACAUCUCCAUCACAUUUGCACACACUGCAGAUAGAUGACUCUCAGCUUCGGCGGAAAUUUCGUCCUUUUCGACGCUCUCCAUGUCCACUUCUGAGAUUUCACUAGCUUUUGCUCGGUUACCGGCGGCUGUAACUUCUAAUCGCUUCUUUGCUGAAAGAUGGCUGAAGAAGCCACUAAUCUGCUGCGACGUAAGGACUUCAUCAGGUUGAAAUCGACGUCCUCCCGCUUGGUCUCUUGCUAGGCUCAUGGUUUUCGAAACUUCUUGUGGAUCGCUUUUCCGUCCACUAUGCUCUCCUUUUUGAAAUUGGUCAGUUAAGAAUUCGGUCUGUUUCCUUGUAAAACGCACCUUUUUCUUAAUUGUCUUCAGGGCCCAACCCAUUGGAAGAGGCGGCAAGCCGUCUCUCUUUGAUUGUGCAGCAACUUGAACGCUUGGUAUUCGACUGCGUCCCUCCAUCAGCUUGGAAGAAUAUUCUCUUUUAGCUUUAUCGUAGAGAGUUUCCUGUUCGAGCAUCAUUUGGUGUUUUCCAGUAUCAAGGUGUGUCUGGAGGUUUGCAAAGCGACUGCAGGCUUUUACACAUCCUUCUUCUGGACACGGGAAAAGCAUGUCAUCAGGCUUAUAUUCCCCAAUACAACUUCGAUCUUGGUUUUCGCUUUCAGUUAAGAAAUUUGCUUUGACAGAGCUUUCCUUAAUAUGUCGGUGUCUCACAAUCUUGAACGUCGGUGCGCCACUUGGACUCUGCGAUGGCGAACCUAGGAUUUCCAAUUUUUCGGGCUACUUCAUGACUCCUUCGAACUUGGCCCACGGCACUACUUUACCGGAACCCACAUUGAAUGCUCUCCACACUCGUGUGUCACUUUCAUCGUACUCAAAAUUGUUGAGUAAGCUUAUGCCAUCCCAUUUGAUAUUAGAGGUGCUUGACGGUUUGGCAGCAACAUAACUUGCUUUCUCUCCUGUGGUUUCUUGGCUAGAUUCAAUGGCUGUUUUGAACUGUAGAGCGUUGAUGACAUCAUUGCCUUCGUUUACGUACCUUCCAACAUACCUUCCCUUGAUUGUUGCCGCUUUGCGAUCACAUACCUCCUUUCCACCUUGAGGGUCCGAAAAGUCGUUUCUUACAAAAGCCACUCCCAUGGCAUCACUGGCCAGCUUAGCUGAGAUGAUUGAAUUUCCGCUGUGAUAACAGCCAGCGUUAUCUUAUUUGUAAUAAGCCAUUUCCAGCUCUGGAAUUUCCUUUUUCAGGGUAGUGAGGCAGUCAAGCAUAAUCGAAGCCACAGUCACACUGUCUUGGGCGCAGCUUUGAAAUACAUGAACAGGUGUCUGCGAUUCAAAGUGCUCAGAACCCUCUGACCGUCUUAUGGCAACGCUAAUGUGCCAUGGCAAUCCUCGCUUCGCAAACCAAUCUGACUGCGCCUCUCGAUAUUUUCGGGGCAUAUAUUUCAUUGCCCAGUCCUGGACUAACAACACUGAUCGGCUGUCGAAUUUGGCUAAAACUAAAUGCUUCGCCUCAGCUUGGUGGACUGAACGUAGCUGAUGGGCUUUCCAGCAAAUGAUAUCAUCCCUUGCCUGUUUGAUGGUAAGUUACAUGUCAGCUUGAUCUUCUGCAGACGAGAGCGCACUUGAACACUCAUCUUCUAUGGCACACAAUACUUCCUGUAACUCAUAACACUGCUCAUAUGACUCAUUGUGGAGAUGGUCGCAGGAGCCCCGAAAUUCAGCAUUGCUCGGAUCACUUAGCGCGUAAAUUCGACAAUGAUCGGGAACCUUUAAGGCCUCCACUGUAUGUACCUAAAAUAAAAAGUAAAAUGACAAGCGCGUGAUUCAAUGUAUAUUUACAAAGCAUUGCAUGCGCAUAUGAUCGACAUUUCAAAAAGAUUACUUAAUCGAUUCUCAGCGUUGUGUACAUGUGUGUAAGCGUAUUACAGUGAAUUGUAAACUGUUGUUUCAUAAAUUAAGCAUAAAGAAGACUUGGAGAGAAAGAAAGAGGUAGCCGUGAAUCAUAGUAAGAAGUUUACUGCAUCACUCUGCGAAGGCAACGCAUAAUUAUAAAAUAUGCACCCACCUUGGGUGGGUGCAUAUUUUACGUCUUGCCACAGUCAACAAGCUUGUCUACGAGUUUUUCUAUAGCAUCAACUGCUUCCAUUCCUGAUGCUGAAAAGUUAUCAAGUCCUUGCAGAGACUUGCGAACAGAUGAAGAACACACGGCCCAAACUCUCUGUAGAGUUCUCUUACUCAUAGGCUCAAAGUUGGUUUCACAGCAGUAUUGUUGAUACUAUUGGACAAUACGCUCUGGUAUCAUUGUUCUGAUAACAUUGGGUGUUUUUAUGAUCACGCCAGUCGACAAUUUUAGAAGUUUUUCCCCGAAAGGAACAUCUUGAGUAACGUGUGGACUCGUUAUGAAAGAAACAAAAUGUUCUAAUCUUACAGGUUCAAUUCUCAUUCUCCUUUUCUCCUGGUUUGGAAGAGGAGCAGCUCUUCCGUGUAUCAGGCUUCGCGAAAAUCCCGCUUCUUGCUAAGAUAAGUUCAAUCUCUGUCUCAGCACCUGAAAAUUAUAAAAAACGCUUGUGGCUUCCUCUGCGCCACACACGCCACCUACAAUAUCAUGUAAAGAUUAAGACAUUCUUUUUCUGCUGGAGUUAAAGCAACCGUUGUCUUUAUUCCCUUCACCGACGAUUAUUACGCUUUUGUUUUUGUUUACUUUCGUUAACCCAUCACAUUUGUUUUCCGUGGGAAAAUUGUACUGUUAUUUUCGUUCCAUAAGGUUUUCACUGUACGGUUUAUAUUUGUGAAAUUUUGUAAAGUCUAUUUCUUUGUUGUAUCGUUCUCGUUCAUGAUGGCAAUAUAUUUGUUUAGAUCUUAUAUGUGAGGCAGAGUGAAUUGUUUGUUGAUCUCGUUACGUGACAGAUUAUCAUAUGUCACGCAGAGUGACGGGAACCUGUGAAAAAUUAAAAUCCGGCAAAUCGCUAGCGUUACCUGCCGUUUUGUACGGGAACCUUUUUGUGUGAGACGUCAAUAAAACCAAAAUUAAGAUCAAAGUAGACUAAACGUAACUGGGUUGUGACACGCUGUAGAAAAUGACAACAACAAGUAACUUUAUUUUACUCAUCCCAGCUCAGUGGCUUCAAUGAGUUAGCCGGUCGGCCACCUUCACACCAAAUUGCAAAGGACAGUAUUUCGAAAAUAUCUUCCAAGCGGAAUAACAAGGGCCUAUAAAAGAUUUUUUGAAGCAAAAAUAAAAAGCUAAGUGCGGCUGCGACUCAAACAAUAAUUUGCUUGUGUCAUUGCAAUGUUGAUUUUGUUCAUUUCAAUAUGGCGCCAUUUACAAUUUGGUUGGUACAUCAAAACAGCGGAAGAUACCAGAAAAAUGAAACGAUGAAUUUGAAGACCCACCUUAUAAGCCCUCGUGAUAGUAUUGCUGGAGAUUUUGAGAAACUACCACAUGCAUUUUUGCCACACUACAUUAGGCCGGGUUUGGCAUGAAUUAAAUAUGGCGAACACGUCCACUGGUAAUUAACCCGUGGUUUCGUCAGGAAGGACACGAUACAAAAAAUAUCACUAUAUCUUGGUAAUGGAAGGCCACAUGUAUAUAUUUAUAGCUAGAGAAGUCCUGCUGUUGCAUUUUAGUUCAUGCAAGGACGGCCUGAAAACUGCAUAAUUUAGAGCUCGCAGGCACUCAUUUUCGAUCAUGCAAUUAGUAUCGGUUUAUUUCCGUUGAAAUGAAUAUUUACAGAAACUAACCUCACUUCACUUUAAGUAGUACCUAUAGCUACCUGUAGACAAAAAACGGGACGAAAUGAUUUUUUUACCAUGUCCGCGAUUUUGUUAUUUUUCUUUGAUUUUUAGAGACAUUCACUCUUAAGAGCUAAAAUCCCGCAAUUUAUUUUUGGACGAAUACGUCCGCUUUGAGAAAGUUUAUAGGGGAUUAGAUUUGACCGAUUUUCGUCAGAUUUCGCCAAAACAUUCCAGGAAUAACGACAAACGAAAACUUGUCGGGAAAUUUAGUUAUUUGAAAUAUUUGUCUCUUGGUAUCCAUUUACGCAAAACGCCUCGCAUAUUUUUAGCUACUCCAACUUCAGUUGCCGAUAUCUAGACAACCAAUCAAAAUAUUGGAAAAGCCGGACACACUUCUGUUGAUUGAUGCCUUGUGAAUAAGACUGUGCAGCCAUUUUGCUCGUGCUGCGGUAUCCAAAACUCGAUAAAUUCAGAAGAAGAACCCUCAGUCGUUUCACGCCUUACCGGCUUCUAAUACUUUCUAAAAGGAAAACUCGUUUAAAUUAUAUUUUUAUCAUAAACUGCAGUUAUUAAGCUUUCUUCUGAUAUUUAGUUUGCUACGAUUUUAGUGAAACUAGCGCGCGCGCGAAAUUUCUCCAGAAGGACACCCACGAAGGUAGAAGGUAACCUUCAACUAACAUUGGCUAAAGUUGUAUUUGAAGCUCAGAAAAUGAUUGCAUCCUCCUCUGAUAUCAUAAUUUCAGAUAAAUUGGCUCACUUCAAUUAGUGUUGCCUCUGUUGUGGUUUCUGCGGUGGUACUUGAAGCGUAUUCAUGGGCUCUGAGAACUUUAUUGGGUUUCAAAUAUGACAAAUACGAUGGUUCAAACUACAGCAAUGCACCGAGUUUCCCCUACUUUUGGGCUAAAGACGCAAAAAUCAAGUUUGAAGACCAGGAAAACACCAUGAUAGCCAUACAUGCCUUGAUUGUCAUAUUUGCCAUCUGUGAGAUCAUUCUCGCCGUGGCAACUGCUCGGAGCGGUGAAACUGGGCGGCAGUCGCCGCAGGAAAAUCAGGUAUGUUGCGCUACUCAGAGAAGAGUUAUUAACCUUUUACACCUUAACAUCAGAAUACAUUUUCUCCGUAACAUUCUUUAUACAUUUCCUAUGAUAUUGACAAAGAGAAUUUGUUAAACAAUUAAGAGCCUCUUUAGUUGCUGAUCAUUUCCUUUAUUCUCACGACCUCAAUGUUUGUUUUAGGGGUGAUACUGAUAUGAGAAAAUAGUUAUCAAUCAGUCCUAAGGGUUAAAGUGUUAAUCGAAUAGGGCACUGAGGUCUAAAAGUAAGGGCUCUCACUUCAUUUCCUCUUCAUCAUCCUUUGCUUUCGCUCGACGACUUACUUCCUACGUCUCACCUUACCUCCCUUCUCCAUCCUCCAUCCCUGUCGCCUCCCCCCCCCCCUCACCAUCCACUCUUUCUCUCUUUAUUCCUCCCUCUCUUUUUCUCUCUCCUGUUCUCUCUCCCUCCUUUCCAUCUCUCUCCAGUCCUCCCUCCCUUUUCUCCUCCUCCCAUACCUCUUUCUUUACCUCCCUUCUUUCAUUUCUUCCUCUUUUCUUUUCAACCUCUUCUUCUAUCUCUCUUCCCUCCAUUCCCUUCAUUUUUUCUUCCCAGACUUCUCCCUCCAUUCCUCCGUUUCUUUCUUUCUUCCUUCAAUUCUUCUUCUCCUCCACCUUCUCUUCCAUCCCUCCCUUCCUUCGUCUUUUUGUCCUUCUCUUUCUCUCUCUGUCUUUCCUCCUUCCCUUCAUUUCUCUCCCUCUUCUUCCCUGUCUAUCUUUCUGACCUUCCUUUCUUUUUGUCCCGAUUGUGCCCGUAAAAUGCUAGAAGGUUGCUCUCUGGACACCAAAAAGGAGCUAAAAAAUUGACAAAAGUUCAAAAAGUUGUUACCUAAUGUUUAAAAAGUGGUCACCAAAAUUUCUUGGUAUUUUUAUACAAACGUUAAUUAAAAGCUAUAUUUUUCGAUCUGCGCUGUAAUAAACUUGGUUUUAAAGUGCUGCUCGCGAAGAAAGGCGGCCUUUAACUAUUCAUUUCUCAACGGUGGUAACAACUGUUUGACUUGAUGAAAUUAGGAGAUCCUCGCAGCUAAGAACACUACUGAAACGAGUAGUUGUAAAUAGGACCUGAAAAAAAUUUUCAGGCCCGUACGGGAUUUGAACCCAUGACCUCUGCGAUACCGGUGCAGCGCUCUACCAAUUGAGCUAACAAGCCAACUGGGAGCUGGUCAAUGAAUUGGGUCCAAUUACUGGUAGUACUGUUUGACUUUUUGGCACUUUUUCAGCAACGUUUUCGUUGUGUUGUUCAGCAAAUAGCUUUCAAGCAUUUUACGAGCACAUCUUCCCUUCUUUACCCUGAUCCAUUUUCUCUCCCGUUCUUUCUACCUUCCCUUUUCCUUCAGCUUCUCGAGCUCGUUAUGCAACUUGACAUUUCUAUUCUCUAUUUUAGUCUGGCUAUCCGUAUCAUCAUAUCGGAAGUGGACAAGUACCGAUCCAACUGCAGGCUUUUCCAACACAAGCUAUGAUGACCAUUCCGAUCUCUGGAGUCGACUAUAGGAAUGGUGGCCUCCAGCAGCGCAUGUAGCCACUGAAUGUUCGUUUGCUUGUUCAGUGGCGUUUUUUCGGAAAUAUCAUAUUUAGCCUAAAAGCAAUAGUAUGAGUGUAUAACCAACGGUUAAGGUGCCAUCUCGUGGCAACAACUUACGUAACGUAACUGUAACGUAACGCAAAUGAAUAGUUUUCUAACAAGGCUUCAGAAGUCAUUAUGUAGUAGAAAUACAGAAGCAUAUAGCAUAUCAUUGAGAACCAAAAGAAAGAUUAGCAAUAAUAAUUGCUUAGGGUUAGAGCUAAUGCAGGUGAUUAAAUCCAGCUACAUCCCACCCCUCAGCCCAGUUGUUUUUGUAGUUUUAACUUCAACCGAGGAUUUGCUUUCUUUGAUAUUUGAAUGACACUUGCGGAUCAUGAAGAACUAACCCGCAGACGGAUUCAAGGUCAGCAUAGCCUAUCUCGUUAUAACAUAGACUGACUGCCCGCUUAGGGUAGUCAGUUUUUAAAUUGCACCUACUAUCAUAUAAACCAUAUUUUCACGUAAACUGCGGUGUUAUACAAGGAUUUCUGGCCCUGAGAAAAGCUGUAACAACACACGUGAAAAAAUAUCCUAUUUUUUUUGUUCUUACCAUAUUUUGACGUCAUCUGUGACCUAUUUAACAAAUAGAUUCCAAGUUGCCGUGCGUCUGUUCAGUAAUAGAUCACAGAUGACGUCAAAAUGUGGUAAGAACAAAAAAGUGGCACACGAAGCUCAGCCGAGUGUGUCACUGAUGUUCUUAACACAUUUUGACGUCCUUUGUGGUCUAUUACUGAACAGACGCACGGCAACUUGGAAUCUAUUUGUUUUAUAUAAUAAAAAAUUAAAAUAUACGGGGGAAAAAGUUUUAAUGAUGACGUCAUCUAUACGUCUGUCCUCCAAUAGAUCAUAAGUGAGAACCAAUCAGAAUGCGUGUAUAACUGAGCUCAUUACAUAAUACUGAACAGAAACGAACGGAAUCUAUUGUUAAUUAAACUGUGAUGUUUUAAGCCCAAUUGACUCCAUCUUUUGGUUUCAGUCAAGUUUUAUUCCAAGAGAUAUCGCCGUGUGUCAGUUCAGAAAUCGACAACAUGCAUGGAAUCUAUCUGUUUAACAAAAUAAAUAAGGCUCAUCGAACUACAAGAUGUUUGUUCAAUAAGGGCGCGCGCAGCAAAGCUAUUUGGUAACCGGCGUGAAAAAAAAAAAAGCAUUUCUAAUACUUUUUUUUUUUUCAUACCCUGGUAUUUUUAUUUUUUAGGGAUUUAACGCUGGUAUCAUGGGCUUGACUCAAGUAAGAGAAGCAAAGGAUUGAUCCAUGCUUCACUUUAAGGGCUCAGAUUUCGUUGUAAUCGAUUUAAAUCAAUUUGAUGGUCAGUCAGUCGAUUAUUCGGCCAGUCAGUCGAUUGGCCAGUCAGUCGAUUGGCCAGUCAGUAAGUCAGUCGGUCAUCUAGUCAGUCGGGCUAUCAGUCAGUCACUCAGUCAGUCAACCAGCUAGUCAGUCAGCCAGCUCGUCAGACGGUCAGUCAAUCGGUCAGUCAGUCAAUAAUCAGUCAGUCAGUCGGUCGGUUGGUCGUUCGGUGCGUUGAUCAACUAUCAAGUCAAUCAGUCAGUCAGUCCGUCAGUCAGUCAGUUAGUCAGUCAACCAGUCAGUCAGUCAGUCAGUCAGUCAGUCAGUCGGUCAGUCAGUUAGUAUGGUCAGUCAGUUGGUCGGUCAGCCAGUCAGUCAGUCAGUCAAUCAGCAAGUCAGUCAGUCAGUCAAUAAUCAGUCUGUCAGUCAGUCAGUAAGUCGGUCGGUCGGUCGGUUGGUCAUUGAUUGACUACCAUAAUGUUUUUGUUAAUAUCUCCUGAACCAAUUGAUUUUCACUGGGUAUAACCUUUGUUCUUCCACUGUCAGUACAAAGUGCAUUCAUAAACAAUAUCGUCAUACAAUUUUUCAAGCUUUACAAUUACUGAUCAUCUUAUCAACAAACAAGUAGGAGAACUUUGAUUGCCCAAUUGCCUUCACUACAUGAUUUAUAUAAACGAUAUAUCACAAGAUAUUCCCCAAAUCUAACUGAUGCACAUUGGAUCCCGUGACGCUUUUAGAGGGGAGGAGAUAUCCAAAUUUGUAGACGUUUUAAUAACUAAUUUGACCCUAAAAGUUCUCACAUAGUGCGAGAAAUAAUAAUAAAAACC